GCGCCCGCGUGUGUGUCUGUGUUAGUAAACGGAGAAACCCGAGUGUUGUUAAACUGAGGUUUAAAACGUUCACUGUUGAAAUUAAGGCUAGGUUGAUAUCGUCUAUUCAAACUAAUAGGUUACCGUGAACGAAAUUCAAAUCAUUUUUAUAUUAGUGGGAUAGCACAACUAACAAACCUCUAAGAAUGCGACAGCACUUAUCAUGUAUUAUGUAGAGUUGCCCACGCAAUAGUCGGGGUGCCGCUGCCUAGCCUCAGUUUAGUGUGCAUGCGGGCAACGUGUUGCAAAAGCCGCUGCGCAAGUCGCGAGUGACAACGGCGUCUGUGUGCGCAGUUAACGAAUAUCGCGUGCUUUGGUCUUGUUUGACUUAGCGAUGACCAUUUAAGUUCUUUCCAACCACCCUUUUUUAAGCGAAUUGAUUCGUUUUAUUUGUUAAUAGGGUACAGGGCUGGCGGCUGUUUAAAACCCCUUCAGUAAUUCGCAAAUAUAUAGUCAAGUCAUUCAUACACCGACCAGCCAUAACAUUUAAACCACUAAUAGGUGAAGUGAAUAACGUUGAUUAUCUUGUUACAGUAGCAUCUGUCAAAAGGUGGGAUAUAUUAGGCAGCAAGUGAGUAAGUCUUGAAGGUGAUGUGUUGAAAGCAGGAGCAAAGGGCAAGCGUGAGAUUUCUGAGCAACUUGGCAAAGGCCAGAUUGUGCUGGCACCAUAACUGGGUCAGAGCAUCUCCAAAAUGUCGGGUCUGUUGGAGUGUUCCCAGUACGCAGUGGUUAGUACCCUCCAAAAGUGGUCCAAGGAAGGACAACUGGUAUAGCAAUAACAAGGCCAUAGGCGCCACAAAGUGGAUCGAUGUGCAAGGGGUGCAAAGACUGGCUCAUCUGGUCAGAUACCACCCAUGAGGUACAGUAGCACAAAUUGCCGAAAAGUGUAAUGCUGGCCAUGAGGGAAAGGUCUCAGAACACACCACUUUGCAGCUUGCUGUGCAUGGAGUUGUGGUCAGAGUGAGCAUGUGAGCGUCAGAGAACUGGCUCAUGGUGCAGUGGAAGAAGGUGGCCUGCUCUGAUAAAUCUUGGUUUCUUUUAGGUUGUGUGGAUAGCUGGGUGUGUGUUGGUCGCUUACCUGGUGAAGAGAUGGUAGUAGGAUGUACUAUAGGAAGAUGUCAAGACGGUAGAGAUAGUGUGAUGCUCAGGUUAAUGUUCUGCUAGGACCUUGGGUCCAGGCAUUCCUGUGGGUGUUACUUACCUAAAGAUUCCUGCAAAGCACAUGCCUUGAUGGCAGCGGUAUUCCCUGAAGGCAGUGGCCUCUUUCAGCAGAAUAAUAAGCCCUGCCACACUGCAAAAAUUGUUCAGGAAUGGUUUGAGGAACAUGGCAAGGGUUCAGGGUGUUGUCUUAACCUCCAUAUUCCCCAGAUCUCAAUCUGAUUGAGACUGCAAAAAUAAAUUUAAUCUAUGGAUGCCCCAACGCACAACUUAAAGGUUUGUUGCUGUCUUAGUGCCACAUACUACAGGACACCCUCAGAGAGGUCUUGUGGAGUCCAUGCCUCGACUGGUCAAAGCUGUUUUGGUGGCACAAGGCGGACCUACCCAUUAUUAGACAGGUGGUUUUAAUGUUGUGUCUGAUCGGUGUAUAGUUAUAUAUCCAUUCAUUCAUCCAUCCACCUCCCUAACUUGCUUGUCCUGAGCAGGGCCGCAGGAGCCAAUCCCAGCAAGCAUAGGGCACAAGGUAGGAACAAUCCCUUGACAGGGCGCCAGUUCAUCACAGAGUGAACACACACAUACACAAGGGUCAGUUUAGCAAUGCCUUUUUAUGCUAUAAAUUAAACAUGCUGAUAAUUAACUUCAUGCAAUAUUAUCUUUGAAAGCAUGACAAGAAGAAAAAGGUCAGUCUGAGAAUCAUCGGUGAGUGAGAAUUGUGUGACUCAUUAGAAGGUAAUGUUGCAGUUCGAGAAUCCAGUGAAUGAGAAGAGUGUGACUUGUUCACAGUGAUUCAGUUCAAACUUCCAAGAAUCAGAAGUGACGUGAAUGAGAAUUCUGCAUCAGAUAGGUGACUCUUACAGUUCACACAUCUACAUAUCAAAUGAAAGAGGCUGACAUCGUGCAUUCACUGUUGAGCAAUGCUGAAUCGAUUCCUACUAAAGAGGCGUUGUUCGUAUUGGACAGUUUGUUUGCAAAUUGCUCAUCACUGUGCAUGGCAGAACAAUUAGUUUGUACUCCUUGGCUGUCAAUGUGUAAGACUGAGACAAUGUUCUGCUUCAGCUUGUGCAUGAGGGAGAUAAGAUUUUACUUUGUGAGACUGUGAGAUUAUCAUCUUCAUUCUGUGUACUUGACUUUAGCUACUAAUUGGGAAAGUGCAUGUGAGUGAGACGUGACAAUUGUGUGCUAAGUGGUGAGAUUAUCUACUUUGCCCUGUGAUUAAAAUGGCUGUGCUCUUUGUGUGUAGCAAAUGAGAUUUGCUGUAAGCAGUGUUGCAUAGUAAGUAAAGACCUGGACUCUAAAGCACAAUGUCCAGUUCAGCAUUGCCCACUUUGUGGCCCCCAGCAAGUCACGUACAUUGUCUUUGCUCCUCAUAUUUAAACUGUUUUUCUAAACUGCCAGAGAUUGUGUCUGCUGUGUUGAAAGGUGCUGUAUGAAAUAAAGGCUUUCUGUUUCUUUCAUCAAGUGAGAGAUGUGUGUUUAAGUGUGUGACCACACACAAAUUAUGGUUGGCCUAUUGGAGUGUUUUAUCGUUGUUUUUUUUUUUCACUGUGACUUUCUGUUGCAGUGUGUGAGUGCAUAAUGUUUAUGCCACCAUGUUUAUUGGUUCUUCUUUACCCCUUUUUCUGAUUUGUCUGUCCGUUUAAAACAUAUUUUUGGUGUGCCUUCCUCAGUUUUGGAUACUUUUUCUGUCUUCCUUCAGGUGGGGGGUUAGGUUUGGUAUUCAUUGAGGAAGUAUAGUUCUAAAGAAAGGGGAAGCUGACUGUAGAGCUGCGCCUGAUGUGAAAUUGGCUAAGAUUUCUGCAGCAUGCUUGAAACCAGAUGCCCCUUCAUUGUGAGUGUGCCCUUUUACCAGAAAUGUCAUUUCCUUUAUCAAAUCGUAUUGUUUGUAGAUGUUGGGGAAUGUGUCAGAGCAUCCUGAUGCUCAGUGAGAAGACUCCCACUGGAAAUGAGUCUGUGUGCUUUAAAAGCACUCUCUGUUUCACGCUAAAGUCAAUUCCCACCUUGUCCUGUCUCCAUUGUGGUGCGCUUUAGCCAGUGCUGUUUCAUUCUAUCCCAGUCUCUUUGCUUUGCCCCUUGGCUGAUUUUUACAGGACUUCACCCCCUCCUUUUCUGUAGUCUUAGCUGUCCUACUUGACCUCAUUAUUCAUUUUACUUUUAGCGGUGUUGCUCGAGUCCCCGGUCAACAGAUUACUGCACUGUGUAUUGUAUGCUAGCCUCAUUGUGAACUCAAUGAAAGGGGAGCUUGAGGUUUUUAUUAACCCUGUGUCCUCCAUGCAGAUCAGUUCUCUGAACUCAUUUCAUCCUUUUUUUUUCUGUGGAGAGCACUGGCACCCCUGUUGGACAGGUAGCAAAGUCUAAUCCGUGUGUGAUGAAGCUGUUCUCUUAACCCUCCUGGUUUGGUGAUAAACGCUUGCAUUUGGUUAGACUGAAUGCUCAGCAGGAGAAGCGUGCCUGGGAACCUGUGGGUGUUACAGUCCUCAUUUCCUGGUGUUUGUCACAGUUGCUGCGUGAGAGCAAGCGACAGAGGGAGAUGCAAGCUGUGUCCUUUAAAGCCAAAUGGCCGAGCUGCCAGCCUACAGCAGGGGCAGGCGUUUUGGCCAAAGUUCUCAUCGGCUUCUGGGUUCUCACACAGACUCCGGUUCAGGCUGAUAAAUCACCUGCCGAAGCUCCAGCAUCGCCACCGAUUGUCCACCGCAACCCUUUCUCUGUGAUCUGGAAUAUGCCCACGGCCAAGUGCCAGGAGCGGUACGGUAUUGACUUUGACUUAUCACAGUUUGACAUCGUUGAGAAUCGGCGGGAGAGGUUCCAAGGCCAGAACAUGACAAUCUUCUACCGGAAUAAGCUGGGCCUGUACCCCUUCAUCCGUAAGGACGGUAGUUAUGUCAAUGGUGGGGUCCCACAAGAAGCCCCUCUGGAGCAGCAUCUUGACCUAGCCAAGCAGAAGAUUGAGCAGUUGUUGGCAAGUGACUUCAGUGGGCUGGCAGUGAUUGACUGGGAAGAAUGGCGCCCUCUGUGGGUGCGAAACUGGGGCCGCAUGAAGAAGUAUCAGAGCUUGUCAGAGGCACUAGUCAGACAGAAGUAUUGGGUGCUCCCUGAGAAACAGGUCCGAGCCAGAGCCAAAGAGGAAUUUGAGACCGGAGCUAUGGCUCUGAUGUCCCGCACCCUGCGCCUGGCCACUCGACUCCGACCUUCUGGCCUCUGGGGCUACUACAAGUUUCCAGACUGUUACAACUACAACUGGAAGAAAGUGGACAACUAUACAGGCCACUGCCACCCUAAGGACACCGAGAGAAAUAACCGUCUGGCAUGGCUGUGGCACGAAUCCAAGGCCCUGUACCCAAGUAUCUACCUUACCCGCCCACUGGGCUCCUCUGAGAGGGGUGCCAUGUAUGUCUACCAUCGGGUCAAGGAGGCCAUGAGGAUUGCAGCUGCAUUCCCUUCAGCCAGUGGCUCUCUACCAGUCUUGGCAUAUGCAAGGGUGACCUUUGCACACACACUUCAGUUUCUGAGUCGGAUGGACCUGGAGCAUACAAUUGGAGAGAGUGCCUCCCUGGGAGCAGCAGGUGUGGUACUGUGGGGUGAUCUUGGCUUUGCCCAGUCCAAGAACAAGUGCCAGGCCCUGCGGGAUUACGUGCACACUGUUCUGGGGGGCUACAUAGUAAACGUGACAACUGCUGCCAGUCUGUGCAGUGAGUGGUUGUGCAAUGCAAAUGGACGCUGUGCUCGGAGGCAGGAUGGCUCAAGCGCCCGUUUGCACCUGAGCCCCCGUAGCUUCAAGAUUGUCGACUAUGGCUGGGCCAGCCCGAGGGCCGUCGGCGACUUGGACCAGCAGGACCUGGCACAGCUCUGGCGUUCCUUCAGAUGUGUUUGCUACAGGGGUUGGACUGGAGAACAUUGUGAGAGGAGCGCCCCCUAGAAGUCAACGCAUGAUUUUUUUUU
Polypterus senegalus (gray bichir) is the source of this 5133-nucleotide messenger RNA. It is a transcript of the gene hyal3, whose product is annotated as hyaluronidase 3. Gene Ontology annotation, molecular function: hyalurononglucosaminidase activity. Gene Ontology annotation, cellular component: acrosomal vesicle. Gene Ontology annotation, biological process: carbohydrate metabolic process; hyaluronan catabolic process. Lineage: Eukaryota; Metazoa; Chordata; Cladistia; Polypteriformes; Polypteridae. The coding region runs from base 3725 to 5110 and encodes 461 amino acids. The transcript is spliced from 4 exons. The record is from RefSeq and is a predicted model, not a curated record.